Messenger RNA from Meloidogyne enterolobii, 384 nucleotides. The record is from the annotation of a GenBank genome assembly. Lineage: Eukaryota; Metazoa; Nematoda; Chromadorea; Rhabditida; Meloidogynidae.
AUGGUAUGUGUUUUGAAAUUUUUUGGAGUGGGUGCUACACUACAAAGCACAACAUCCGUUUUUAGAUUCGAUACAGAAUCAGAUAAAUAUCAAGUUUUCAAAUCACAAACGUCUGACAAGUCUAAUGAUAAUUUAAAGGAUGGAAAAGAUUACGAUUUGGUGAAUGACUCAACGGAUGCCUUAAAUUUAGAUUUUUUGUUGCUUUACUGUGAAGUUGAAUUUGUUCCUCACUGCUACUAUACUAAAUGCGAGAAUGAGAAGGGUGUGGAUUGUUCUUCUGGAAGUUUUUCUGGAAGUUCUUCACAGAAAUCUUUAGAUAUGUUUAAAGAGGGAAUACUUACUGAUUGUGUUGUUGAGGUAAGUUUUAUUUUUGGAUGUUUGUAA